AUGUCGGCCCACAAGAACAUCAUCUUAUUAAUCGCAGAUGACCUCGGCCGCGAAAUGAUGAGUUGCUACGGCAGCAAAUCUAUCAAGACUCCUCAUCUAGAUGCUCUGGCUGCAUCUGGCUCCAGAUUUGAUCUCGCAUUUGCAUCAACAGCGUCCUGUAGUGGCAGUAAAACCACAAUCUACACAGGGCUACAUACCCAUAACAACGGCAGUUAUGGCCUGAACCACGACAAAAACGGAUUCAAAACCCAUCCUGAUAUCGAAACUGCACCACACAUCUUCAACAAUAUUGGACACAAGACCGGUAUCCUGAGCAAAGUUCAUGUUGGCCCGGAUAGUCAAUACUCCUGGCAAGUUCGUUAUGAAUCGGACUCUCGCAACGUUGCACAUAUCGCGGACAAAGCCCGUGAAUUCAUGUCGGAUGCAAUUGCGGAAGAUAAUCCUUUUUUCCUGACUGUUGGAUAUAUUGAUCCUCAUCGACAUGUCCCUCAUCGCGGCGGGUUUGGUAAUGUCGAGGGCAAUUAUGAUCCCCGGUUGAAAGACCGUACGUUCUCGCUAGAAGAUGUGGUUGUCCCUAGAUGGCUCAGUGACUUGCUGGAAGUCCGACAGGAAUUCUGCGAAUAUUACCGAUCUAUUUGGAGGCUAGAUCAAGGAGUGGGGAUGAUAUUACAGUAUGUCAAGGAGCUAGGGCUUGAAGAUAGUACAAUGCUUGUGUUUAUGAGUGAUAACGGACCGCCGUUCAUCAAUUCAAAAACGACAUUAUAUGACUCUGGCGUCCAUUUACCGUUUUUGAUGCGCGUGCCCGGCCGUACAACUGGCAUCGCGAAUCCGAAUAUGAUUAGUUGGACAGACGUACUGCCAACUUUCCUCGAUUGGGCUGGUCACCCUGGACGGCAACCUGGAAAGGGCUUCUGGGGUCCCCGACGAGGCCGCUCAUUCUUAUCCAUUGUCGACCAUACCGAGGUGGACGAAACUUGGUCUUGUGUCUUCGGAUCACAUACUUUCCAUGAAGUCACAAACUACUGGCCAACACGCUACAUGCGUGAUCGUUGGUACAAGUACCAUCGCAAUGUCUGCAAGCCCUCCAUGAUUGGCCAACGCAAACUCAACGACUAUAUCUUCCGACCACCGGAAGAGCUUUAUGAUUUGGAAACCGAUCCCUUGGAAGUUCACAACCUGGUAGAUGACCCAGUACACCGAGGAAAGUUGUUGGAGAUGCGAGCUGCCUUGGAACAGUGGCAGAAUGAUACCGAGGAUCUCUGGUUGUGGAGGGAUGGAACGAGCGUUUGGAUGUAUCGAGUUCAGGGGUAUCACCGUGAGGGAUUGAGGAUUCCUGAUCGCUUUGAUUUUGAUCCGACAAAUCCUGGGAACAGAGAUCUGGGAAUGCCUAUUGUCGAGUUGGAUACGAGUAAGAUUACGAAAACGCCUGUAUAAGAAUCCUGAAGCUGGAAUUCGCGUUGGACUCAAUGCCGUCUGAGUAAUACACUCGUAAGUCUAAGAAAGCUGAAGGACAAAGAGCUUAUACUUCGUAUACAGAGAAUUUACAG
Molecule: messenger RNA, 1547 nt
Organism: Talaromyces stipitatus ATCC 10500
Lineage: Eukaryota; Fungi; Ascomycota; Eurotiomycetes; Eurotiales; Trichocomaceae
Product: mucin-desulfating sulfatase, putative
Exons: 2
Coding region: 1-1434 (477 amino acids)
Molecular function (GO): arylsulfatase activity
Source: RefSeq, a predicted model, not a curated record